UUAAACGCCGUGCUCUACCGGACAUAUAUAAUUGCAACUUCCGGCUUGUGCCCCGGUCAUCAUGUACCACUUACAGCGGACACAACGUCUUUUUUUUAGGGUUUCACAAUUUGAAUACGCGAAUAAAUCUGCAGGUCUGACGAGUGUUGCAUCUAAUGUUCAAAAACACCAUGAGCUGGUAAAGAUGGACAAUCCUUACAAGGCGCCAGUGAAAGGCUGUGUCCUCUGCAAGGUCACGGUGGACUUCAAAAACACUCAGCUUCUUUCUCAGUUCAUCUCGCCGUACACGGGAAGGAUUUACGGGCGACACAUCACAGGACUUUGUGGGCGAAAACAAAAAGAAAUCUCCAAAGCCAUCAAGAAGGCUCACUCAAUGGGGUUCAUGUCAGUGACGCACAAACACCCACAGUUCAUGAGGGACCCAAACAUCUGCAGCAUCAAACAUCUGGAUUAGCCACGCCUCCUCUCUCCACUAAAAUUUAAAUUAAAAUGUUUCACCGC
Nerophis ophidion (straightnose pipefish) is the source of this 501-nucleotide messenger RNA. RefSeq names its product mitochondrial ribosomal protein S18C (gene mrps18c). Gene Ontology annotation, molecular function: structural constituent of ribosome; small ribosomal subunit rRNA binding. The transcript is spliced from 6 exons. The record is from RefSeq and is a predicted model, not a curated record. Gene Ontology annotation, cellular component: mitochondrial small ribosomal subunit; ribosome. Gene Ontology annotation, biological process: mitochondrial translation. NCBI's taxonomy places the organism in Eukaryota, Metazoa, Chordata, Actinopteri, Syngnathiformes, Syngnathidae. Bases 62 to 454 code for a protein of 130 amino acids.